UAUUAGGGUCGGGAUACACACACACACACAUACACACAAACACAGAAUCGAACUGUAAAUAAUUAUGAAUUAACGAAAUUUACGAAUCAUGGAGAAAAUAUAUAUUAUAUAUUAGAAAUGAAAUCCUGAAUUUGACAAAGUUCUCGGGUUAUAUCUGUUCAUUCUGUAAGCUCUUUACUGGAGAGGACAUAUAUCCAUAUCACUGCACAAAAUAUAGCAUCUGCCGCUAGGUCGAACAAUAUUUCUGUACAACUUACUUCGUUAGCUUGAUUUUCACAGAAACAGUGGUCAUGGGAUUAGAAGCCUUCUUUCGCCGUAGAGGUGAAGAGUACUAGCGCAAAGCUAGCAUCAGAGCGGAAUAAAACCUGAAACUGAAAGUAGCAGUAACAGAAAUUAUCUGUCAGAGAGCUCAGUUUUACAUUCUGGUUCCCUAAUCCUUCGCUAAAUUCCCUUUAAAAGUGCUUUUACAUGUCUAGUUUAGUGACAAAAUACUACCAACUAAUUAGCAAUUUAAAUCCAGUUAGCACACUUUUUUACCUUAUGUUCAUAUUUGGUCUUUUGGUUCAGCUUUUACAAAUACCGCUCCUUCCACUGCGAUAUGUGAAAAGUCUGUAUGGACAAAAGGCUUGAAGGAAGAGAUAAAUGUGGGCACGAUGAGUGCUGUAUUUGUUUGGAGGUAAUAACUUACUUCCUGAAUGACAGUAACUCUGCUAGAAGAAGUAUUGGUCGAGAGAUGUCGCCCUAAGUUUGUCUUCGUGACAGUCGCAAUUAAUUUGGCUUAAUUCAAAUGACACUUACAGACUCGCGUGGUACGUAUAUUUCUUGAGUCGAGAUUUGACAGCAGAAAAACAGAGUAAUUUUAAAAAAUAGUCUUUAGUUGGUCCUCUGUAUCCAAAUCCGUUGUGGAUUAAAUUUCCUUGUCAUCGUAGCCUCAACAUCUCUGGGUGUACAAAAGAUAAUCUCAGAUCAGGGCCAGGAAGAGACUAGCACGGCCUAGACAAAUGGAAAACAAAAAUAAGAGUGAAGAAGGAAGCUCGACCAGCAGUGGAAGAAAAAUCGUGAUUGUUGACAGUCGGCAGUGGCUGUGUGAACAUUAUCAGCAGCUUUGUCGGGUCAAAAUCCCAUCCUGCGGCAAGUUCUUUCCUUGUCAUCGUUGCAAUAACAGUUCGGGAUGUCCAAAUACUGAUGCCGUAGAAAGAGAGGCGUAUUGUGUUGAGUGCUCUGUUUGUGACCAUCAGCAAGAGGAGAGGGUUCUUGAGGCGGAAAGAAGGCUCAAAACAACCGCUUCUGUCGUGGAGUCACUAGACUCCACUCACAACAGCUUUCAGGCUUUGGUACAAGGUGUACGAGAUGCAAGACUGAGGAUCUCAGCCAGGAACACACAGUUUAGAAGAAGGUGGCACACAUGUGUUGGUCAAGGGGAGAGGGAUCUUGAAGCGGAAAGAAGGCUCAAAACAACCACUUGUGUCGUGGAGUCACUAGACUCCACUCACAACAGCUUUCAGGCUUUGGUACAAGGUGUACGAGAUGCAAGACUGAGGAUCUUAGCUAGGAACACAAAGUUUAGAAGAAGGUGGCACACAUGUGUUGGUCGAGAGAACUUGAUUUCUAUUUGAUACCAAAAGAAGCACAAGAAACCGGAAAAAAAUCAGUGACACUAUGUUGAACUCGUGGAUAUUCUGAACAGAUCAUAGUUAGAAUAUAGACAAUUUAGACUAAUUGUACUAAAAGCCAUAAAUGAUCCUUUGAUUCAAACAAGCAAAAUCGAGCCUCUAGUAACUAAAGAGGGUUUUGGUAGUCAGCCAGUGAUUCAGAGCGAUGAUUUAAAAAAUAUACAAAAAAUGUGCAGAAAUGUAAUCUGAAAAAGUGAAGACGACAACCCCCGAUGGCAUUGUGGGCAGUUUUCAAGUUACAGUUCCUUAACCUCAGGAUUUCGGGGAAAUUUGAGAAGACAUCACUGUAAGGAAGAGGCAUAGCGGGUUUGAUAUUUUUUUUUUACUUUGUUCGCAAGAUUGAAUUUCAAUGUUAAACUUGAUGAAGAAUAUAUAAAAAUGACGAUGCAGUUACCUAAAGAAAAAAAUGUUUACAACCUAGUUUUCUAGUUUUGUUCCUCUCGUAUUCACGUGCAUAUCGUUAUUUAUCCCCUCCUCAUUCACUCAAAUUCAUUUUUUUCACUUAUUAAAACUCACUGAUUACCUCAUACCAAGAUCAUCCGUCAAGAUUGUCGCGUGUACUUUGUCCGUUUUUCCGACAACCCUUCCGCAAAGAACCGUCUAUAUCUCCCUUGCGGUACUCUUAUUCAUUUCAAGUAGCUGUUUUCAUAGAGAGUUAAUGAGCUUUUGCCCAGGGCACGCGACAAGUUCUCUUUCAAUCGGAAAACAUAUUUGAGGAGUUAACAAGUUAGUUUGGGACUUCCCCCUUCCUUAAAAGCUACACCAACCAUAUGUUAUAUAUUUAAUAUCGUAUAAAGUGAGAGAGACAGAGCUAAAAAUUAUCAUACAGUGGAGAUGAGAACUGUGAAACUCAAUUGGGUGGCCCAUCCUGCUCUUUCAUGGGUUUAUUUUAUGUAUACUCUGUUGCACUUUCAACGAAAUAUUGCGUUUCUGAUUGGUUAAUGACGAAUCAAAAGCACCUCGAACGCUACAUUACUUGCCUCGUCACGACGUUAUAUUUUUGAUUGGUUCAUAUAAAACACGUGAACGUUAGGGAAACUAGUGAGUCUUUCUUGACGCACGUAAGGAGUAAAUUUGCAUAGUAUACAGUAAAUAAAAAUAGACAGUCAAAGACUGUAUGUGACUAAUGGUAAAGCACAAUUUUUUAUGGCAUUGAAAAGAACUAGAGGUUGUAUAAUAAUGAUAGGAAGUAGAGUUGAUUGGUAGAUACUUUGAAAUAAUAGCUAAAUAAUAUUCCAAGAAAGCGACAAAACUUUUGAGUCUGUAAUACCUGUUUCGACAGAAACUUCUGUCAUCUUUAGUUAAUUACUGUACAAAACGUUGGAAGUUGAAUUAAUUAGCAAGUAGAACAAUGUUAACUAUGAUAAAUAGUAAUAACAAGAAAAGAGGUAAAGCAUGAAAAUGUGAGAAUUAAAAGGAUAGUUUUAGAUUUA
Messenger RNA from Stylophora pistillata, 3106 nucleotides. RefSeq lists its product as uncharacterized. NCBI's taxonomy places the organism in Eukaryota, Metazoa, Cnidaria, Anthozoa, Scleractinia, Pocilloporidae. The record is from RefSeq and is a predicted model, not a curated record. Gene Ontology annotation, molecular function: zinc ion binding.